ACCAAUCGCGUUUCUCUUCCCAUUCGUUUUUGAUCUGCUCAUGUCGCAUUGUACUUGAGCAGCAACACCGAAUGUCAACUGAUAGGAAUUAGGAUUUUAUACCGAGAAUUCUGGAUAAAUUAAUAAGAAAGUCCAUCUUUUUCUCGGCCAAACCUGAAAGGCUCGUGCACAAUGGACAGUUUAUUCUUCACGUCUCUGCAAGAUGACCAUCUGUCAUUGCAGCAAAUGAUGGAUGAUGAUUUAAAGAGAGAUAUGGACAUAGAUGACUGCAUAAAUUUUGACAUGACGCUGCCACUGGAUGAUUCACUUGAUUGUAAGUUGGGGUGUCUGGAUGAUACCUCCACAGUCGCCAACCUAAUCAACCGAGAUAAUGAUUUCAACUAUGAUAUGUGGAUCAACUCUGAGGGUGCUAGCAAUUCCCAGUUCCCACCUGUGACUGACAAUGAGGCCGCGAUUCGGAUGGUGAAUCCACACACCAUCAGCUCCAUGUCACCCUCAAACAUUGUGCCCAAAGUUGAACCCAUCGAGGAUGUUUUAAACUCUGAGCCGAUUGUGUUGAAAACUGAGUCAGAGAUGGAUACGUCACCUCCUCAGCAAAUUACUUUCAGCACAACCACAAAACAGUUGCCAGCGAGAGCUAACAUCCCAUCAAAGGGCAUUAGCCUUGUGUGCAGCAACACAAAUACUCCAUUCACCUUUGUGAAGACUAACACAUUCAAUACCAUAACUAGCGAGGGACUGGCUGCUAUAAGAUGCCCUCCAAGGCCCAACAAGUCCAUGCAACCAAACCCUGAGGAGAAAAUCUACCCCAAGCCAGCUUAUUCCUACUCAUGCCUCAUUGCACUAGCGCUCAAAAAUUCAGCCAAUGGAAGUUUGCCGGUCUCUGAAAUAUACAAUUUCAUGUGUGAACAUUUCCCCUACUUCAAAACUGCUCCUAACGGCUGGAAAAACUCUGUACGCCACAAUCUGAGUCUGAACAAGUGUUUUGAAAAGAUUGAGAAGCCGUCUGGAAACGGCAGCCAAAGAAAAGGGUGUUUGUGGGCCAUGAAUCCAUCCAAGAUGUCCAAAAUGGACGAGGAAGUGCAGAAGUGGUCUAGAAAAGACCCUCAAGCCAUCAGAAGAGCCAUGGUCAUCCCUGAAAAUCUUGAGCAGCUAGAACGUGGGGAGAUGAAGCGAGAUAUUCCUAGCGGUGAUGACACAGAGGAGGAUGAUGAUGAGGAAUCGCCCAGAUCUGUCUCGGCUUUACACGAGCAACCUUUCACCCCUCCAGCAGUUGAAGAUGGGGAUGAAAUUGACCCCCUCGAUACUAGCAUGAAGCAUGAGAAUGACUUUGUGGACAUCAGCUAUCUAGAUGACUUAGAUGACAACGACAUCCCUGAAUUUGACUUGGAUGUGAAUGAAGGUUUAUACAAAGAGAUGGAGGAGGAAGAGAAACAUUCUGCUGCGAUCACCGAGACUUCUUUCGUCCCUAAUCAAACAGCACUGACGGCAACCAAAAUCCAGGGAAAUUACAUUUAUAAAGCAACCCAAAUAAGCAGGCCAAUCGCCACUGCUCCGAUUAGUAGUUACGUGUGCAAACCAAACGCCAACGGCACAGCUGUUCGCAUUAGGAAAGUGCAACCAGCCAUCCUGCUCUCGAGCGUGAAACGCCAUUAGCCUUCCUAAUAAGCAAACAUGGUUGUCUACAUUUAGGUAUAAUGGACGUCACAUUGCUCCACUUUUGUAUAAAUCUACUAUUGUAUUUUUACAAUAGAUUUUAAUUGUACCUAAAGCAAAACACUUUAUUUAUUUUUUUUUAACAAAUUGUACUGCGAAUAGCCUUGCUAGGCUAAGUGGAUAUUUGAUAAGUGCGGAAUUAAUCUUGUUUAAUUGGCUUUGCAAGCAAGAAAUGUUGUGACAGAUGGAUUAUAUGAAGCAAAUGGGGUGCCUUUCAAACACGCACUUAGCCUGGCCGCAGCUCGCAGAAAGUUCGCUAUUGUUCACAAUGAGUUAUUGUGAUUAGAGUUAGAAAAUUAAUAUGAAAAGAUAUGUGGUUGUUUUUAUAGACAUUUUAUCACUUUCAUUUUUGGAUUCGUUAGGAUUUCAGUACAAAUGAAGUCAGGGCAUGAUAUGCUAACACCACCGCAUUGAUGUAAAUAAUUUCUGAACUAUGAACUACUAUUGUUGGUUGCUUUUUGGUGGAAUGGUUGUUGUGCAGUUAUGAUGGGCAUAUCUUGACUUCUGAAUACUGCCCGAUUGGCAACAGAUGUGGCAGUAGCUAGUCGUGAUCAUUUCUCAAUAUUUAAUCGUUCAACUCAGUCAUGCUGUCAUGAGGGAUUCAACUUUGAAGGGCCCGCUUGGAUUUUCUUAUAAGGCUGCUAAAAUGCACAAUUAUUUUUUCGAAUUGGCAAACCCACAGAUUUGCAGACGGAAAAGGCUUUGAGGAAUGCGCUGAGACUGGAUUUUUAUAUGACGUUGAUUCUACCCCUUGCAAGUCCAAGCCCUCUUCCAUGCAUUUAUUUGAUACUUACUCACAAUGUACAUUGAGUCUCCCUUUUUAUUAUGUCUGGUAGCAAUAAUCCAUAUAAAUUGAACCUUGAAGCAGUCACGUUUGUUGCAGUUGUCAUGAUGGUAUGCGCAACAAAGUGCUUGCUAAAUAUUUUGUAGAUUGUGCUCUUGUGUAAAUAUCAUGCGAGACACUAAAGUAGUUCUAAGAAUAAUUUUAGAUACUCAGUCGUUUACAGAGGACGUCCUUAAUUAACCAAUUCGUUCUUUCGUUCAUGAGAAUUUGCAGGAGUAAUGAGCAAACUGUGCAAUUCUUUGUUGACCAGGGUUAUAUCUUCAUAAAUUGUGUAAAAAUUCUUUAUACCCGUCAUAAAUUGUGUAAAAAUUCUUUAUACCCGUGUAGAGUUUCGUUUUUGUGACUAUUAACGUUGCAAAAUAAAGACUCAUUGGGAGCAACCUUAUUGAAUUUAAUAUUAGUUCCACGCGCUUUUGUAAAAAAUCAUAGAAUAGUAUUAGAAACUGUAAAUUUCUAAAUAAAUAUUUUUAAAAUGUCAAAAA
Messenger RNA from Cloeon dipterum, 3042 nucleotides. RefSeq names its product jumeau (gene jumu). The transcript is spliced from 8 exons. Bases 172 to 1656 code for a protein of 494 amino acids. Gene Ontology annotation, biological process: regulation of transcription by RNA polymerase II. NCBI's taxonomy places the organism in Eukaryota, Metazoa, Arthropoda, Insecta, Ephemeroptera, Baetidae. Gene Ontology annotation, molecular function: DNA-binding transcription factor activity, RNA polymerase II-specific; transcription cis-regulatory region binding. The record is from RefSeq and is a predicted model, not a curated record.